Coregonus clupeaformis (lake whitefish) is the source of this 2818-nucleotide messenger RNA. RefSeq names its product zinc transporter 8-like. Gene Ontology annotation, biological process: zinc ion transmembrane transport; response to glucose; response to zinc ion. Lineage: Eukaryota; Metazoa; Chordata; Actinopteri; Salmoniformes; Salmonidae. Gene Ontology annotation, molecular function: zinc ion transmembrane transporter activity. The coding region runs from base 251 to 1537 and encodes 428 amino acids. The transcript has 8 exons. The record is from RefSeq and is a predicted model, not a curated record. Gene Ontology annotation, cellular component: plasma membrane.
UUGAAGAUGCAUGGAAGUCGUCCUCUUUUAUGAGAGGAGAUCUAUUUAGAUGAUGAUAACACUAGAAAUAUGCCUUUAUGUUUUACAUUAGUCUAUUAUUAUUUUAUUUUUUUCAUGCAUUUUUAUUUUGUCUUCUGUUUUUAUUUCUCCGUCUAAAUAUAUUGGCUGGGAGUUAAUAGUUUAACCAGUUUUAUAUUGUUUACUGUAACCAGUUUUAUAUUGUUUACUGUCAUCCCAGAAGCACUCAAUCAUGUUCAGAAAGGAUCCAGAGAAAACUCAACUGGUCACCGAGAAAGGCACCAUGUAUAGCAUCACCAUGGGAAGUGUGUCCACAGAUGAGAUAAUGCAGAUGGAGAAGGACAGCAACAUCAAGCAUUGCCAUGACAACAGCCAGGCUACGGAGGACAGGGAGCGGGAGAAGCAGUUGGCCAGGAAGAGGCUCUACGUGGUCUCAGCUGUUUGCCUGGUCUUCAUGAUCGGAGAGAUCCUGGGUGGUUACUUUGCGGGGAGUCUGGCGGUGAUGACCGACGCCGCCCACCUGCUGGUAGACAUCGCCAGCUUCAUCAUCAGCCUGGUGUCUCUGUGGCUCUCGUCCAGACCCGCCACACGCACACUCAGCUACGGCUGGCAUCGUGCAGAGAUCCUGGGCGCUCUCCUCUCGGUGGUGACCAUCUGGCUGGUGACAGGUGUGCUGGUCUACCUGGCCGUGCAGCGCCUCAUAAGCGAUAAUUACGAGAUUGAGGGGACCAUCAUGCUCAUUACCUCAGGCUGCGCUGUGGUGGCAAACAUCAUUAUGGCUUUCACCCUGCACCAGUCUGGGCAUGGGCACAGCCACGGGGGCCUCAGUAGCGGGCACGGCCACAGCCACGGCAACAACGACAAGGGCAACCACGGUCACAGCCACGCGGUGGGCGAUGGGCACGGGCACAGCCACAAAAGUAACCACUCGCACGGUAACGGUAACCAGGAAAACCAUUCCCAUGGAAACGGCAACGUGGAGGAGCACGGUGGGGUGGAAGUUCAGCUGCACGAGUUGGCGGGGUCGCGACCUCAGGCCAAUGCCAGCGUGCGCGCCGCCUUCGUGCACGUUGUGGGAGACCUGCUCCAGAGCAUCAGCGUGCUGGUCAGCGCCAUCAUCAUCUUCUUCAAGCCCGAGUAUAAGAUAGCUGACCCUAUCUGUACGUUCCUGUUUUCAAUAUUUGUCCUGGGAACCACCAUCACCAUAAUGAGAGACAUCCUGAUAGUCCUCAUGGAAGGUACCCCAGCUGGAGUGAAGCACGGUGAGGUGAGGAAUCGGCUGCUGGCAGUGAAGGGGGUAAAGUCUGUCCAUAGCCUCCAUAUCUGGGCCCUGACUAUGAACCAGACUGUGCUGUCAGCACACGUGGCUAUAGAUGACUUAGUGGAUGCCCAGCCAGUCCUAAGGGAGUUGACCCAAACCUGCUUCUCCAACUACAACUUCCAUUCAGUCACCAUACAGCUGGAACAACAGGCCGACCAGAAGCCUGGGUGUAGCCUGUGUGAAGAGCCCAAAAUGUAGACAUCUGUUUACGCCCAUGGGAGAGGCCAGGAGCCCAGAUGAAUAAGCUACCAAACCAGUAUUUAGUUGUAGCCUGCACACAGUCUUUUGGCCAGUGCUUGACUUGGCCAGGAACAUACUGGAACUGAGUUAUAUCACCUCACAUUUUCUACUGCUUGAGUUUCUGCACCUCUUAGAGAAUAUUGGCUUAAAAUAUUGUGGAGUUCCUGCACCUUAAUAUAAACAGCACCCAAAAUAGAAUAGAAUACAACUUUAUUGUCCAUGUGUUACAGUACCGGCACCUAUUUCAGCCCACUUCAAGCACUGCGGUUGGCUGAUAUAUCAUGGAUAUUGGACCAGAGGGGUAUACUACAAAGCAGGAUCAAUGGGUUAGCCAGCUAACUUGCCUAAAUAUUCUGAAAUAACUUUUAGUUUUUAACAAAUUUCAUGCAAUUCUUCUACUCAUUCUGUCAUGGGCGGAUAAAAAGAUUAGCAGUUUUACAGUGGAUUUCCUGCAAUUCUACACAUAGGGUGGAGAGAAAUGUUUGCAAAAUCAAACUAACAAAAUCAAUGGGGCCCCCCCGGUCAGUAAUUCACCCAUGAUUACUAGAAGUUUAGAUAACUGGCUAGACUAAUUUACCAAUCUACAAUUUUUUUGCUGACAUUGAGUGACUGUCAGUGACUGACAUAAACAAGAGAAUUUGCCCAACCAAAUUUCUAAAUUGCGUAUUAUACUAUUCUAACUCUCACACGGUAAGUUGAGACCCUGAUUGAGUUCCCCCACAUACCUGGUCUAAUUGACUCAACAACCAAAAACACAUAUCUAAGUUUCUUAAUGAACCAGAAAAUCAAUGUUAUUUUGGGUUGUUUAUCGAAGAUAGCUGGCUAACUCAUUGAUCCUACUUUGUAGUUUACCCCUUUGUUGUGUGGUUAGUUUAUUUAUCUCUGAAAUCAGAGGUGGUCAUUCUACACUCACAAGAAUGUGCCUCUGUGCCAACAUUCCCAAAGAAGUAAAGAUUGAAGAGAUCUGGGAUGGAGUGCCUUACCCGAUUACAGGCUCGAAAAGUGUUGCACGCACCAUAUAUUAUAUUUAUAUAAUAUAUAUAUUUGUAUCUUAUUGUAAGUACACAUUUUAAAAUGUAAUUUGACUGCUUAAUGGUUUAGGUGUCUAUAUCGAAAUGCUGGUCACUGUGUAUUGUUGAAAGAAAAUUAGAUGAAACCGCACAGUGUUAGUGUCACGAUCGUCAUAAUAAGCGGACCAAGGCGCAGCGUGAUAGGCGUACAUACUUUUAUUAGUGUACA